CUGAAAUUCGAGUGUUGAAAAUCGCCGAGUGACUCACAGCCAACUACGGUCACUCGAUUUUCUGACUUGGUUUUCCCACAUACCAAUGUCGUCUCCCUUAGCUGUCCCGCGAUUCUCAGCUUCCCCACCGACCUACUGCUCCAAUACUCCUCCUCCUCAUUAUUGUACAGACCCGACAAACGGAGAAAGGUCCAUUGAGCAUGCACCUCACCGGGUUGGGCGCGUUGCAGACGGUACCUUCAUCAGGAAUCGUGAAAGACUUACGGUCCUUUUAACACAACAAGAAGAUGGUAUCUCAUCUCCAGUGUAUGGUCGGAUGGGCAACAUCGCCGGAGCUGUACUUCUCAGUUCAUCAGAGGACAUAAUUGAGGUCAAAAUACAAUUUGAAGGUCGCCUGCAUUUCAUGAGUUCUGAGUGUGGUUCAAGGACGGUUACGACCGUCAGCGAAAUGUAUACCCUAUGGAAUUGCUCCCGAACGGAGAUCGAGUCAUGCCCGGGUUCCUUUCCUUUCUCUUUCCAUCUUCCGUUGGUAUUUGAGGAUAGUGGAAGGACCUACCCAUUGCCGCCUACCUUCCAGACUGCGUUCACUGCUGUUCUCAGCUUGGUCGUGACCUCCGUCUAUACACUCAUUGCUUCCAUCACCACUGUACGUCGUCCACUGAUGCUUGGGUUUGAUAAGGUAUCAUCUCUGCGUAUACCCAUAACUUACUACCCCAGGACUCGACCCGAACGCCCUCCCUUAUAUGUCCCCCUACUUCCCAGCAUCAAGACUUGUCCUGAAGAAUGGAAUCAGGUCCUUGUCACUGUUAAAACAAAGUGCAGUUAUAACGUUCUCCCCAUCCAAUGCAACUUCUUCAUACCAUCUGUCCAGGCGUUUUCGUUCUCGGAUGUGAUCCCUUUCCACAUCCAACUCAGUGGUCCGCUUUUCUCUCUCCUCAUGCUCUUUCCCCAACGAUCCACCGAAUACGAGCCUUCCAUUUCCGUCACCAUGCACCGACAAAUCAUCAUCGAAACUCAGGGCCGAAGGUCGCGGCAGAAUCAAGAAAUCGGAGUAGGGACUAUGCGGCCUAUCCCUCCUCCGCCGUCCCAGUGUGAUCACGAUGAAGAAAAAAGCAUCGAUUGGGGAGGCGAAAUCCAAUGCAGACCCACUGUCAAGGUGGGAGGGUUUGCGGUCUCUGGCGUGUCUGUCAAGGCCAGUCCUCGCCAAUACGCGCUUCGUCCCAGACCCUCCAACAUCCGGCUUGCCACCCUUUCUGCCGCCGUCAUCGCUUCGCAACUCGACGACGUCGACGACGAUGAGCCACCCACCCCGCCGAGACGCAGCGUCGUUAUCGCGCCCAUCACCGUCCCCCGUUCGCCCAGCCCCGUCACUCCAGAUGCUCCCCUGACACCACCCAAUGCUACCUUUUCUUUGUCUUCGUUGACCCCUUCCCCGGCUCCAUCCGUGACGCCUCGCGUCUAUCGCUGGCCUGCACCGCCUUCCCAGCAUGAGAGCUCUGGCCCUCUCACCAACCCCAGUGCUCGUAUGUCGCAUGCUCGAAUUCGAAAUUGUGCCUCAGCCUGCUCGUAUCCGUCUUCCCACCUUUGCGGUGUGAUGGCGAAAAAUAUCGCUAGUCAUAGAUUGGGUCGGUCUGUUUAUACAGUAUACUAUCAGCUAUCUAUCUUCUCAUAUCUGAACGCAUCGUCCGUUCCUUUGUUGUACUUCGGGUGGAUUGUGUUUUGA
Desarmillaria tabescens is the source of this 1723-nucleotide messenger RNA. RefSeq lists its product as uncharacterized. The record is from RefSeq and is a predicted model, not a curated record. Lineage: Eukaryota; Fungi; Basidiomycota; Agaricomycetes; Agaricales; Physalacriaceae. The transcript has 5 exons. Bases 86 to 1723 code for a protein of 545 amino acids.